Molecule: messenger RNA, 9403 nt
Organism: Zeugodacus cucurbitae (melon fly)
Lineage: Eukaryota; Metazoa; Arthropoda; Insecta; Diptera; Tephritidae
Gene: Pkc98E
Product: protein kinase C
Exons: 14
Coding region: 1052-3232 (726 amino acids)
Biological process (GO): protein phosphorylation
Molecular function (GO): ATP binding; diacylglycerol-dependent serine/threonine kinase activity
Source: RefSeq, a predicted model, not a curated record
UAUCAAUUCCAUUCAUUGUGCUUUACUACACAUUCGUUGAAAAUCCAAAAUCCAUAGACGUGAAGAAAAUUUGUGUAUUUCAUAUUCAAAAUUAAAUUUGUAGUGUCUAAUAAAACUAAUAAAUACAAAAAUAAGCACAAGUCUCACAAUAAGUGAAAUACCAAUAAAUAAAUUCGUACAGCAUAAAUAUUAAUUAUGGACCAAACCAACAUGAUUUAGUUCAUCGUAACUACAUAUUAAAUACAAAUUUUGUCGGACAUACAGCACAAAAAAAUAGCAACGCAUAAUAUAAUAGAAGUGUUGCGAAAGGCGAACUUGAAUUGGCAUUAAAUGGGCGAAGUGCGCAACAAUCGCACAAAGGAACUAAAGCAACAACAACGACAGCAUCACCAGCUGCAGAGGCGUAAACAUAAAUGUGUAAUUAGUUGAAUUACACACACACGCACACGAUAAAAACAGUAAAUAAUUUUCAAAAAGUGAAUAAUUUUGAAAGUGAACAGGACUCUUUUAAAGUGAAAUCAACUAAAAAGUGUACAAUAUAAAACAAGGAAUAAGUGAAACAUUUACAGCAAAAAAAAUACUUGGAAGUAUCAAUCUAGUUAAACAAUUUUAUCUCUUGGCAAACAUUAUAAAAAAAAAUCUUUGAAUCGUCGAUCGUGUAUUAAAAGGCGCACGCGUCCAGUACUUUACACAUUAACAGCUUAAUAAUAUUGUGAGUGUGCGUGUGUGUGUUUAUAAAUAAAGUUGUGCGAGCACACAUCGGAUUUCCGUCUCAGCUAUAGCCACCGUUGCAGUGACUUGUACACAUGUGAAUCAGUUGCAGGAGUGACUGGUUCCGAAGUCCAUAUAACAUAUAAUUUUUCAAGAAAUAUGCGUAACAUUUAAAUACCAGUAACUAACAUAAUUUGCAAAAUAGCAAAAGCGACAUCUAGUCAAAGUGAACCAAAUCCUAAUUUCCGUUUCGACAUUGAUACCGUUCCCUCGCUCACUCAUAAACCCCGUUCAGUCCAUUUAUCCUUAUUGAAGCAUUUCAAUAAAUAUUACAAACGCGAUGUUUACGGGAAAAUUACAAUUGAAAGUGUGUGAGGCGAUCGGUUUGCGACCAACCGACUUUCAAAAGCGCCACAAUUUGGCAUUUGGAAAAUUAGGGGAUGAUCAACCGAUCGAUCCUUAUAUUUCCAUUGACGUCGAUGAUAAUCAUUUUGAUCGCUCGACAACGCGACCGAAGUCAUUCGAUCCAGUAUGGAAUGAGCAAUUCAUACACGAUGUGACUAAUGCAAAGAACAUUAACUUAACGGUAUUUCACGAUGCAGCACUGCCACCGGAUGACUUUGUUGCCAAUUGCCAAAUACCUUUCGAAGAUAUUAUGCAAAAUGAAACAGGUGUGCUUGACCUAUGGGUAAACUUAGAGCCACAGGGUAAACUACAUAUUAUAAUCGAAUUGAAGAACCGAGUUGAUUCUAAUAAAGAUGUGGCAGUAGUGGUUCAGGCCGUCACCCAAAACAAGGAAUUCAAAGAACGCGUUGGCUUCAACCGUCGACGCGGUGCCAUGCGACGACGUGUUCAUCAGGUAAAUGGACACAAAUUUAUGGCAACUUUUCUUCGUCAGCCGACUUUUUGUUCACAUUGCCGCGAAUUUAUUUGGGGAUUUGGUAAACAAGGCUAUCAAUGUCAAGUGUGCACCUGUGUUGUACAUAAGAGAUGCCACAGUUCCGUGGUCACCAAAUGUCCAGGCAUGCGCGAAGAGCAAAACACCAUGGAAAUGGCACCAGCCGGCCAACGUUUCAAUGUGAAUAUGCCGCAUCGCUUUAUAAUGCAUAACUACAAACGUUUUACUUUUUGCGAUCACUGCGGUUCACUAUUGUAUGGUCUGAUCAAACAGGGUUUACAGUGUACCCAGUGCAAUAUGAAUGUGCAUAAACGCUGUCAAAAGAAUGUGGCCAAUACGUGUGGCAUAAACACAAAAGAAAUGGCCGAAAUACUUAGUUCGCUGGGUAUUUCGCCGGAUAAGCAGGCACAACCACGCCGUUCAAAGUAUUUAAAUCAACCGGGCGGUGAUGAUAAUUAUAGUUUGAGUGACCGUAGUGAUCAGGGUACGGAGAGCAGCACUUCCACACGAAGUUCGAUGAUGUCGGAGCGUUCGGUUACAAGCACUUCAACUGCCAUAACCGGACUCAGCGCCAUUACAGGGCAAUAUUUUGAAUCUCGUCCAGGAAAGACUUCAUUAUCAGACUUUAAUUUCAUCAAGGUAUUGGGUAAAGGCUCAUUUGGUAAGGUAAUGCUGGCCGAAAAGAAGGACACCGAAGAGAUUUAUGCGAUUAAGGUUUUGAAAAAAGAUGCUAUUAUACAAGAUGACGAUGUUGAUUGCACAAUGACGGAGAAACGUAUUCUGGCUUUGGCCGCUAAUCAUCCAUUUUUGACAGCAUUACACUCAUGUUUUCAGACUAAGGAUCGUCUAUUCUUCGUGAUGGAAUAUGUGAAUGGGGGUGAUUUGAUGUUUCAAAUACAGAAGGCACGCCGCUUUGAGGCUGCACGUGCUGCUUUCUACGCCGCCGAAGUUACGUUGGCACUCCAAUUUUUACACUCCCAUGGUGUUAUUUAUCGCGAUUUGAAACUGGAUAAUAUACUUUUAGAUCAGGAGGGGCACUGCAAAUUGGCCGAUUUUGGCAUGUGCAAGGAGGGUAUUAUAAAUGGUGUUUUAACAACCACAUUUUGUGGAACUCCCGAUUAUAUCGCACCUGAAAUACUAAAAGAGCAAGAGUAUGGCGCAUCCGUCGAUUGGUGGGCGCUGGGUGUGCUCAUGUACGAAAUGAUGGCCGGUCAACCACCGUUCGAGGCCGACAAUGAGGAUGAAUUAUUCGAUUCAAUUAUGCAUGACGAUGUAUUAUAUCCGGUUUGGUUGUCUAGAGAAGCUGUAUCCAUUUUGAAAGGAUUCCUAACGAAAAACCCCGAGACACGUCUGGGGUGUUCUGGCGAUGAGAACGAGAUCCGUAGACAUCCAUUUUUCGGUAAAUUAGAUUGGGAUGAAUUGGAAAAGCGCAAUAUUAAACCACCUUUUAGACCAAAAAUGAAAAAUCCACGGGAUGCUACCAAUUUCGACACAGAGUUCACGAAAGAGGAACCAGUACUCACACCGGUGCCCAACGAUGUUAUACGCUGCAUUAAUCAGGACGAAUUCGCUGGAUUCUCAUUUGUCAAUCCGAAAUUUGGACCUGAGCGUAAAGUAUUUUAAGUCGUUUUUUUUUAAGUGCGCGCAUGCGCCUGAAGUGUUUAAACUUCUGUGGGAAAAAGCUACGAUGCAAUGCAAAACUCUUGCAAAAUCAUGAAAGCAGCAAAAACUACUACUACUAUUGUGUUUGUUCUUUUAUUAUAAUGUGUACGUAUGCACACGAACACACAUACAUGCACACAGUAUGUACACAAACAGACACACAGGGUCGCCAGUUGGAACAAAUUAAUUUUAUUUUAUUUAUUUAUUUAUUCAUUAUCAAUUUUCGUGUGUUGCCAUUUAUUUAAGUAUCGAAACAUUCGCAUUAUGUCGACAAUGUUUGCAUGAGAAAAGUGUAUAUGUGUGAAGAAUACCUGUGUGCUAUAUUGUUUUACGCUGUUAAUUAAUGUGCAGCUGCAAGUUUUAAAAUUGAAAUACGCGAAAAGUAAAAACAACAAAUAAAAUAUGCUUAUAUUGUUAACGCAACAAAAUCUACUCGUAGUAUUCGUUAGGCAAAUAAAUAAAUAAAUCUAAUAACCAAUAAACGUAGAAAACAUGGUUGAAUAUAACAAAAACAAAAAACUAUACAAUAACAAGCAGGAGACAGUGAUAGGAAAUGUAAAAAAUCUAAUAACCAGAAAAUAAUUAAUAACAAACAAACAAAAAAAAAAUGAAAAAUAAUUUGCUAACUUUGGUUUAGGUAUUUUAUAAUGUAAGUCAAGCUACUAACAUUGCAUUAAAUUUAAAUUUAUUGGAAAUCUUAGGAGUGUGAAUUUAAAUACUUCUUUUUUCUGAAUAAAUCAAAAGCGAGAAACACUUCUGGUUUUGCCAAACUACAACAUUUAAGCUUCCACCGAACACAUGUUAUUUUACAGAAUUUUUCGGUAUUUCUUGUGAAUUGGCUAACCAGUUCAUCGUACCAUUGCUACUAAUAUGUAGAGGCAAAACACAACAUUUUCCUUAUUGACUUAGUAGUUCAAUUAUAGAGAAAGGCAAAGAAACUCGCAUCGCCAUGUUUUCCAAUUGUAAUAUUAAUUUGUUUUAUUUUACUCAAAUUCGAGCAAAUGUAUGUGUCUGCAACGCGUUAUAUAGUUGUUUCUUUUUUAAAUAUACUUUCAUUGACAGCAAAUGAAGGAGUCAAAUUUCUUCAGUAUUCUUAGAUAAUUUUCGACAACUCAUACUGGUCGAUAAUUCUUAAGUUAUGCCGCCGGAUUUUGAACAUUAACGAUCAAUCAUGUAUGUUUGCUCUAAAAUAUUCGAAAACGUUCAUAAUUAGACAAUUCAAGAUCGUUUACAUGUAUGGUGACGUAAUGAAAAUUCGUUAACAAAUAAUGAGCAUUAGUCGCUUGCAUUGCUUUAUUAUAUUGGUAAUUUUAUGUGUUGAUAAACUUAGCAUUCAACGAAAUUAUAAAGAAAUCAUUUAUUUAUUAUUGUUAAUUGAUGUUGUUUUCAAUUCUAUAAAACAUCGAAUGUAAAGUGUCAUUCGUCAAUCUAGUCAAAAUGAGUAUAAAAACGCACGCACACCUAUAUAAACACACAAACACAUAAGAGAGCUGGUAAUAAUUAUUAUGCAAAUGCAUUUGAAAUACCAACACAUCUACACACUUAUUUGUGUAACAAUUUUAUUUAUAAUUUUAGUUUGUAAUGUUCAAAGAUGAAUUUAGUUUAGCAUUUUAUUAUUUGUGUUUAAUUAUAAGUAUUUACAUUGUUUUACAAGCCAAGCGAACAAUCAGAACUUUUUUCAUUGGCAUUUUGAAUUUUUCACAACAAUUAUAACAUCAUUUAACUGUAAAUUAGUGAAAACGAAUUUGAGCUGUAUUGCAAGCGUAGAGUUUACUAUUGGAAACUGGACGAAGGAAAUUUAUUUGAAAUAAACUUAUAAACUCAAUAUUCUUACUUAACUUAUUAUUCUUUCUUAUAUUAACAUAUUGAGGAAAAUUAUUAAAAGAAAGUAAUUGCUUGUGGCUCUCAAAAUUUUCGUAUAAAUACAUGGAUAGGGUUGCAGACGUCCUAUAAUACAUAUAUAUUUAAUAAUAAUUAAUAAUUUUGUUUCGUGCCAUACUGCUAUCACAUUUUGCUAUUUUUCUUUUUUGUGUUUUUACCAACAAUUUCUUUAAUAAUUAAAAAUAUAUUUAAUUGCUUUACCGCUUAAUAGUUGACAGUGUCUUGUAUUGUUUCAGCUAUUUGCAUUUUAAUGUUAACACGCACAAAUAUAAAUGAGUUGCAUUAUUUGAAAAAGUAUUAAAAUGAUAUUAUCAAUUGUUUGUUAUCUUUUGGUGUAUUUGUAUUUAAAAUGCAGACAAACAGAUUUUUUGCUAGUGUAAUUUGUGUUUUCUAAUUAAAAUAAACGGAAACUUUUAAAUUUCUCGCUUACAAGAUUUUUUAAAAGCUUUCGUUGUAAAAUAUAAUAAAAAUUAUUUUAAAUGAAGAUAUAUUUUAAAGUAAUUAUAUUAUAUAUUGUUCUUUAAUGGGAAGCAGCGAAACGAAAUAGUCAAAAUAAUCAAGAUUAGCAAAUUGUAAUGCCAAUAAUAACAACGUUAUUAAGUGUUUGAAUAGAAAAUUGUCUACUGCAAAUAACUCAAUAAGUUUGCAUAAACAAAAAGUAAUUCGAAAAAAAAAUUAUUAAAAUGAAAAAUGAUGAAAAUAAAAACAACAACAAACAGGAAUAAUGUGAAAAAUUAUAUUUAAUUUUAUAUGCCAAGCAUUAUGUAUUAUACAAAUUCUCAACAAAACAGUUCAAACAAAGUAAAUAUCAUAAAUAUAAAAUAAUGAAAGUGUUCUACAAGCUGAUUAUUAAACAUAAAAAAACACAAAAACGUAUGCAUAAAUACACAUUAACUUAUGCUUGUAAGGAUGUACAUACUACAUACAAGCAUAAAUAUUUUAGCUGCGGCAGAAAACAACAAUUUAGAACAGUUGUGCAUGCUGCAUAUGCACAUACAUAUAUAAGUACGUAUAUGCAUGCAUAUAGAGAUUAAAAACCAAAAGCGCAUAGAAAAAACAAGAACAAAAUAAAAACAAUUAAAUGUUAUACAAAGCAACACUAUUGGACAGUUGAAUUGACAUUCAACAAACAAAAAUUACAAUGUACGAUAACUAAUUAAAACACAUGGUUAAAUGAAACCGUCGGUAGCGGUUAAGAAUUUUAGUUUUUAAACAAAAAGUAAGAGAACACAAAUUAUUGCUAAUCAUGUCUGUAAAAUGAACUAUUUCAUAUGUAUUUAAUAAACCUAAACACGGCUAAUAUGCGUGAGCGGCUCUUGGGAAAGUUGUAUCCACAAAUACUUGUACAAGUUAAUAACAAACAAAAAAAUACAACAAAACAGAAGAUGUAUAAUUUAACAUUGAAUUUAAAACCAAAGACUCAAAAUAAAUACAAACAUACACAUGUAAUUACAUACGUUUAUGUACAACUUAGCAACAUUAAAGGUAACAUACAAAUAAAUAAAAAAAUAAGUACUAAAAACAAAACAAAAACUUAAGUUCGCACAAAAAACAUUUGGCGCAAAUGUGUAUAUACAUAUGUAUUAAUAUAUAUAUACAAUUUGCACCGGUCCAGGUAUGAUAUCGCAUCUAAGGAUUUGCAGCACUCUGCAAUUAAUAUGCAAUGGUGCAGCAAAAAAAUAUUAUGGUAUGAUAGCGCGUUAAAGUUACGUAAAGCAUAUAUGUUUAAUUGACAUUUCAUACCUUCAUUUCAGUUUAGUUUUCAAUGCAUAAAAACAUAACCAAUUUCAUAGAUUCGAUAAUUUAACAAUUAUAAGUUGUGAGCGCUGACAGCUGGUUUAGUAAUCCUUUUUUAUAUAUUCUUUUUUUGUUUCUGUAAUUCUUGAGGGUGUUAUAAAGGUUAAGCUAAUGCAAAGCUAUAACAAAAGUUUAGAAGCUUUUUAAGCUCUCGCUUGAAAAAAAUAUUGGGAAAAAAACGUUAUCAUGGUGCAGUGUUAGCAAAAAAACAGAAGAAAAUCAUAAUAAGCCAUUAUGAAACAAGAAAAUAAUUACUAAAAUUGCUAUAAAUUGUAAUAAUUUAUGUACAAAAAAAUUAGCAGCAUUUGUGUGCAAAAACAUUACACAUACACAAAUAUGUGCGAAAUAGGAAAAAGAAAGCUAUAAAAUAAUUGUGUAGAUUGAGCAUGUAGCAACGCUGAAUAGCAACAAAAAAACAAUAACAAACGGUACUAGUAAAUUUGGUAAAUUUAAUACAUACAUACAUACAUAUAAAUAAAUGUUGUUUGAGGCAGUGAAUAUUUGUAAAAUUCAAUAAAACGUAAUACAAAUGAAACUCAAUGGAAUAAUGUUAAAUAAUUAGAUUAUUAGGUAGCUAAAAUGUGUUGAUAAAAACAAUAUAGAUUAUAACAAUGAAAGCCAAGUGAGAAAAUCGUUAACUAAGGUCAUUGCCGCUUUCUAUGUUGUUUGACAUUUGUCUAAGAAAUUCGGGAAAGCCUAAAUUUGAAACUUUUUAAAAGAAUAUGUGCUCCGAAAUGUAUGCCACGUACUCAAUCACUAAAGUAUUGCAAAAACACAAAUUUUAAGAUAACACACAAAUAUUUUCAACUGAUUUGCCACAAAUAAUAUGCUCUCCAUAGUUUACAAUUACCUUGGUUGAAAAAAUAAGAAAUUCAGUAAAUUCGUUUGCUAUUAAAUAAGAUGUUGUCUUUGACAUCAAUAUAUAAAAAGAAUUUUAAUGUACAGUUUUUCAAACUCCGCCCUAUUUCUAUACUAUAACAUAUCGCGUCAACAUUUUAAAAUACAUACAUAAAUAACUUUAUACAAAGGUACCUUACUUUAUCGAUAGGGAAAUAUUUAGCUGCGUUUUUCGAUACUCUUGGGUUACUUUAGAAAAUGGUAAAAGAAAGUAACGGUGGAAAUUCCAUAAAAAAACCCUUAAAAUUUAUUCACUUAUUGGAAACAUUCAAGUACUAGUUGAUGUAUAAGCUGCAUAAGAGCGGUUAUUGGCGAGAAGAAGAGAACGAAAAGGAAAAUUUUAGAAUUGACCAACAAAUAAUAUUGGCCUAAUAUACAUAUAUAUUCGAUGUUUACAAUGAAACACUAUUGUUAAUCGAAGCUUACUAUUUUUACAUUUAUGAUAAACAAAUUCAAUAGACAUAGAAUAUCGACCCGAAUAUUACGUUUUCCCACCUUUCAGAAAAUAAAGCACACAUUUCUAAAUUUGAUUGAAUAAGAAUUAUUUUAAAGCGUUAUACUGAGAUAACUUCAUAAAACUGUACCAUAAUGCGUUACUUCAAUUGCAUACUUUUUUAUAUAACCAUCCCAUUAUACUGCCAAGUAAACAUAAUUUUUGAUCCUUGAAAUUGUGUUUCAUUGUUAAAUCGCUCGAACUGGCUGUUCUUCCAAGUGACACCGACAUUUUGAAUAACCCUCAAAAAGAAUUGUUCAGUUAAAUUAUUAUCAAUAUGCUUGCCUUCACUAUGUCUUUGUAGUCAUGACGCUUCAUGUUUCCCGUAAUAGUUCUUUAUUUAUUUCGUUAUUACUUAAUACUAUAUUUUUUUACGAUUGUAAAUGAAUGUCGUAAUAAUAAUUUUGAAGAAAAGGACAUACAUACAUACAUACAAACUUUAUAACAUAUGUAUAUGUAUUAUAUUUGUACAGCUCUGCAAUGAACCCCAAAACAAAACAGAGCAAAAUCAGUAAGUUUAGUAUAUAAAUUAAUUACAAUUUUUCAAAUAAAAAUAUGUAAAUGAAUGUUACUAAAAAGUUAUUAUAAUGAUUUAGAGAAAUAAUGAAGCAAAAUAGAAAAUUAUACGGCCAAGAAAGAAUAAAAAAUAACUGGAGAAAUCUUGCUGUUAUAUUCUUCAAUUCUGUUAUUUACAUGCAUACAUACAUUUUAAUAAUUAACUAAGUACUACAAACUACAUUCAUAAAUAUUUACUAUGACCAUUAAGCGUAAUUAUGUGCAAAUAAUUGCGAAAGUCACCUACUUUUCUAUCACCAAAGCAGCAUUAUAAAAUUUUCAUGUACCUUUGCUAACGGAAACAAAGAAACAAUUAAGAGUUAUAUUGCAAACUCGAACUAUCCACUACUAAGAGUAAAUAAAAUGCAUAAAACGUUUAAAAGUGCAAUAUAGAGAAAAUUAUAAUGAAAGAACACAUAACGUAGCAACAUAACUUAUCCAACUGAGAAAGUAUAAACAAAAAAAAACGUAAUAAUAAAUAUAAUGAUAUAAAAUCAUACAUACAUAAA